Seriola aureovittata is the source of this 2091-nucleotide messenger RNA. Its product is annotated as serine protease HTRA3-like. Gene Ontology annotation, cellular component: extracellular region. The record is from RefSeq and is a predicted model, not a curated record. Lineage: Eukaryota; Metazoa; Chordata; Actinopteri; Carangiformes; Carangidae. Gene Ontology annotation, molecular function: protein binding; serine-type endopeptidase activity. Gene Ontology annotation, biological process: proteolysis. The transcript has 10 exons. Bases 275 to 1735 code for a protein of 486 amino acids.
GGGCUGUGAGAGUGUGCAGGCACUGAUGACUCGGCAAUGUCCGGAGAUCAAUCUACACUGAGCUCAGAAAAGGAGUUUCAUUUAGAUCUAAUUACUUUCCAAACAGCAUCACAGAUCUGAGGUGUGAAGUAGCCAGGACAGAGUGCAGGCUGGUUGCUGUUAUUUUUUAGUUUCAGGUUAUAACACAAAGAAACCCUGCAGUUGGAUGUUCGUGGAGAGAAAACAUUUAAUAUGACGAUAUAAGGAUAAAUCUGCUUUACACGAGUUUCCCACCAUGCAGCUACUUCUACUUGCAGCGGCGUUUCUCUUUACGCACGACCUCACAGCAGCCGUGCGCCCCGACAAGUGCGCCCCCCGGUGCGACGUGAGCUUGUGUCCGAGCCCCAGCUGUCCCGGCGGGUACCUCCCGGACCGCUGUAACUGCUGCCUGGUGUGCUCGCCGCGCGAGGGAGAUCCCUGCGGCCGCAAAAACGACCUGCCCUGCGGGGAUGGCCUGGAGUGCAAGCUGCUCGAUGCGGGGAAGCGUCGAGGCUCCAGGGGGGUCUGCCGGUGUAAGAUGGAGCACGAAGUGUGUGGAAGCGACGGGAAAACGUACGGUAAUGUGUGUGAAAUGAGGGCAGCCAGUCGCAGAGCUCAACAGAAGGGAAGACCAGAGGUCAGCCAAGCGCACAAAGGAGCCUGUUCACCUUCAGGCGCAGGUGUUUCCAUGGUGCACCCCGGCAGCCCUCGCUACAAGUUCAACUUCAUCGCUGACGUCGUGGAGAAAAUAGCCCCUGCUGUCGUCCACAUUGAGCUGUUCGUAAGACAUCCUCUGUUUGGUCGCCACAUGCGUCUCUCCAGUGGCUCUGGUUUCAUUGUGACCCACUCAGGUGUGAUCGUGACCAACGCUCACGUGGUAACCACGGCUGGCACAGUGACCGGGAGGCCCCAGCUGCGUGUUCAGCUGCACGAUGGCGACGCGUACGAGGCAGUGGUGAGAGACGUAGACAGGAAGGCAGACAUCGCCACAAUCAAGGUCAAUCCUCAGAAGAGGCUUCCUGUGCUGUCUCUGGGCCGCUCAGCUGAUCUGAGGCCAGGGGAGUUUGUGGUUGCCAUCGGCAGCCCCUUCGCUCUGCAGAACACCGUCACCACCGGCAUCGUCAGCACGGCUCAGAGAGACGGCAAGGAGCUGGGCAUCAAAGACUCAGACAUGGACUACAUCCAGACUGAUGCUAUUAUUAACUACGGCAAUUCUGGAGGACCUCUUGUUAACUUGGAUGGGGAGGUCAUCGGAAUCAACACUCUUAAAGUGACAGCAGGCAUCGCCUUCGCCAUCCCCUCGGACAGAAUCAGCCGCUUCCUCACAGAGUCACAGACCAAACACAGCAAAGAAAAGAGCCGACAGCAGAGAAGACUUACAGAGGAGCCACAGUCUGAUGCAGAAGUGAAGAGACGUUUUUUAGGCAUCAGGAUGCUCACAAUCACUGACCAUCUUAUAGCAGAGUUAAAACGUCAUAACCCAGACUUCCCUGAUGUCAGCAGCGGAGUGUUGGUGAAACAGGUUAUACCCAACUCUGCAGCAGAGAAAGGGGGGAUUUUGGAAAGUGAUGUUAUAGUGAAGCUUAACGGACAGCCAGUUGAGACCACUGAGGACAUUCGUGAGGCGCUGCAGGGCGAGCGGCCUCUCCUGCUGGAGAUUCGCAGAGGCAAUGACGACUUACUGUUCAACAUCCACCCACAGGUUACAGUACACUGAACAAUGAGACAGUUGGAUUGCUCUAAAUGUGAACAAUGUUGGGCAACACAGUACGGUGGCAAUAAGAUUUCAUCUGACCGUGGGGAAUGUUCUGCAAGGAAUUAUGAAUAAGCUAUACAUAGAGAUGUGAUAUAUUUUCUGAUUUCUAAUUAAACAAGAGAAUAGAGCAUUUCCUGCCAGCCCAUCCCCGUCUGAUGCAUAUUUUGUUUGAUAGAUUUUCUUUAAUGAAAAGUUUUGGGUGUGUGUUAUCACAGACAGUAGUUUCCUACAUUUCUCAAAGUACCGUAGAGGAAAAUGUAUUGUACUGUGGUGAAGGAGGCUCAUAGAGUUUCAGAAUAAAAGCCUCCAAAGAAGGA